AUGGGAAUCAAGCCUAUCAUCUCACGCACAAGGAUGGGAAGAAGAUCAGAGGAGAUAGGGCACACGCAGGGAAUCUCAUGCCUCUCCUUGAGCAGCUCCAAGCCUACAAGGUCACAGCUUACAACACUAGGCACCAAAGAGGAAGAAAGCUUAGUGUUGGAGGGGUCAUCACACCAAUUCUUUGUGCAGCUGGAGUCAAGUGGACAAGAGAAGGCUACUCCACCAGGUUGGAUGGACAUCAAGUUUUGCAAGACCAACCUCCUCAUUGAGCACAAGGAGUUGGAUGGGAGAUUCCAAUUCAAACCCCCUGUGUACACUUUAGUUGGGCAUGAAGCGGAUUUGCAAGAAGAAGAGAUCGAGCUCGAUCGAGCUGAGGAUCGAGCUGAGAUCAAGCUGAAGAUGGAGUCCAGGAAAGCGCUGACUUGGGUGAGCCUGAGUGCUAUUACUUUGAGGAGUAUGAGGCUCCAAGGAUGA
Molecule: messenger RNA, 474 nt
Organism: Microthlaspi erraticum
Lineage: Eukaryota; Viridiplantae; Streptophyta; Magnoliopsida; Brassicales; Brassicaceae
Source: the annotation of a GenBank genome assembly